CGGCCGGCCAUUCAUUCUUUGCGCAGUAAACUCAACGAAACGGUAGCCAAGCAGCCAGUAUCUCAUCUAAGAAUUUUGAGAAGAUUUGAUAGUCGCCAUGUUACGCUGGAUUCGCAAGCUGUUUACGUGAUUUUUUUAUGCGUGUUUUUUCGCUUCGUAGUCUAAAACGCUUCRCGUAAURUUUGAGAGGUGAAGUCAUCUGUGAGGAGCAGYGUUGUACGCUUUGGUUAAAAUCUUUGCCAAGAUUCAUCGUGUAUGUAAAUCGACCGUAAAGUUUCUCACGCUGAGCGGUAUGACAACGUAAAACCUGUGUUAGAUGACUAGUCGAGCGAGAUAUAUGUUGGGUGUCUCCACAAGAUAGCCCGCUAUUUCUAUUGAUUGAUGCCCAAGCGUCCGUAUCUUCAGAAACUACUACGAUAUACGAGAAGCAGUUUAGAGAUAUAUUGCAGUACUGAAAGCUAAAAAUCUACAGUAGAGUCUUGUAAAUAAAGGGUCUAUUAUGCCGAAGCCACACACAGUUCUUUGUUAUAUUUGCGGAAGAGAAUUUGGAUCGUAUUCAAUCAAUGUCCACGAACGACAGUGCGCUAAAAGAUGGGAAAGCCAACGCAAUAAGGACAAACAGACUGAGAAACGAGACCACAAAAAGCGAAGCCCCACUUCAGAGAACAAGGAAAAACUUCAUGAUCCUUGGGUGAAGCGAUACGAGCCCCCAGUUCGACUAAAACCAGGCAACUCCAAGAGUAUGGUUGACAUAAGAGUAUCAGAUGAAACAUCAGUCAAAACUGUAAAUGGUGAUUUAGCUAAUAAUGUCGAUGAUGGCAAGGUGUCUAGAUCGACAACUGCUGCUGCAUCACGAUAUUCCGCAUCACUUCUGCCUAGUAAAAUGGACGCAAAUUCAAUAAUAAAAGCCAAACGCGAAGAAAGCCCUAAGCAAGAUGAUCAUGAUUAUUUAGCCAGUCUAGUUUCUGCAAGGAAAAACUCAGCCCCUGAGGCAACAACAACAUGUUCAUCACCAGAAUCAUCAACAUCAUCACAAAUUUCAUCAGAUUCAAUUCCUACUCAAGAAAUGCAACCUCCAAGAUUUCGCUCUACCAAGAACCCAAAUCUACUAGUGUGUUACAUAUGUGGCAAUGAAUUUGGAUCCAAAUCACUUAAAAUACAUGAGCCACAGUGUCUGAAGAAAUGGAAGUUAGCUAACCCGAGAUAUUACUCCCGCAAAGGUUCCCACGGUGGGAUGUUCAAAGCAGAUUCAACUAACUCAUUACAGAAAGCAAAUGGUUUUAAGAUGAAACAAAAUGGAAGUACUAGUGCAACUACACUGAAGUCUGUGUCAUGCGAAAACCUGCUCGAUACAGGUUUGUCAGGAAGUCUAAGGCCUUCAAAUAGUUUACAAGCACUUAAAGAGCUUUCCAAGUCACAAGGAAGAUUAUAUCAGCCACAUAAACCUAAGAUGGAGCCAUGUUAUAUUUGUGGUAAGGAAGUAAUUAAACACUCUUUGGAAGUUCAUGAAAAACAAUGCAAGAAAAAAUGGGAUGCAAUUAAAACUAAGAAUGAAAAAGAAGAAAAAGGGAAGAGAAGACGAUCACUUCCUGCUACCCCAAAGAGGCAUUCAGCAAAUAUCCCAGUAGCCAUAAAAAUAGAUAAGGCAAACGAUUUGCAGAAUAAUAACGUAGAUGAAGGUCAAAAAGAAAAUCGAGAAAGUACUGAAACAGUUCAAACUAAAGCAGUUACUAAAGAGAGAAAGCCUUCAACUGUGACUUGUUAUUUAUGUGGCCGUGCUUAUGGAACCGCUUCAAUAUCAAUCCAUGAGAAACAGUGUCAGAAGAAGUGGGAAGCCUUAGAGAAUGCUAAAACCAAAGAACAGCAGAAAUGCAAUGGGAGAACUAAACCACGUCCAAAAUCAUUUGUUUUGUAGCAUUUAUACAGAGUAUUCUCAUCACAGACAAAAUGGAAAAAGCCUUCCUGUUCAAUGCCUUUAAUUUAUAGUGUUCCAAAUAAUACCUAGUUUAAUGUGUACUAUUUAAGCUUCUCUGGGUACUGAACUAACAUUUAAGUUGUUGGCUGUUGUUUAGUCAAGAGAAAAUACUCAUGAGAAACAAUAUUUAAAAUUGCAGCAUGUUAGCGUGAUUAUUCACGUCUUGACAAGCAUGUACUAUGCUUUAAUAUCAGAUGUAUAUCUUCUACAAACAACAAUAAUAACAUACAAACUUUUAUACAGUAUUUUAUGUUUAUUUAGGAGUGUUCUUAUGAGAGUAUUUUACAUAAAGCCAUAAGGUGUUAAGUUUUUUUAAUAGUAAAUGAGUUUUAUGUUAUAUUGGGGUACAGAGUUUAAUGUCAACACUAAUUUGGGUCUGGGAUAUAUUAAUAAACCCAAUUUACUAGAGUAAAGAAAAUGAACAAAGUAUUUUAGUUUUUAUUUAGAAAUUUUGUUGCUAUUUAAAUUCAAUUGUAUCUAUUUCGUGGGUUAAGUUACUUGUAGUAUUUGUACUAAAUGUAAAGGAUGUUUUUGAACUUCAAUAAAGCCUGUAAUUAUUUAUUAAUGAAAACACAAAAUAGAAUGGAUUACAACGAGUGGUUUUCAUGUUGACAGAACUCCUGGGUAGGAUUCAUGCUUUGCUAUAAUAUAUUUUUAUCAAACACAGCUUUAAAUUAGAAAAAAUUAUAUGAACUACUUCAGAGGUUAUUUAAUAAACCAUGAUAGCCUUG
Molecule: messenger RNA, 2706 nt
Organism: Exaiptasia diaphana
Lineage: Eukaryota; Metazoa; Cnidaria; Anthozoa; Actiniaria; Aiptasiidae
Product: zinc finger protein 474
Exons: 2
Coding region: 500-1915 (471 amino acids)
Source: RefSeq, a predicted model, not a curated record